Molecule: messenger RNA, 2381 nt
Organism: Conger conger (European conger)
Lineage: Eukaryota; Metazoa; Chordata; Actinopteri; Anguilliformes; Congridae
Gene: actr6
Product: actin related protein 6
Exons: 11
Coding region: 753-1943 (396 amino acids)
Cellular component (GO): Swr1 complex
Molecular function (GO): nucleosome binding
Source: RefSeq, a predicted model, not a curated record
UAUUGUUUGCGAUCUAGAAAACUACUUAGCGUGCUGAAUUUUAUUCUGACAACAUAUUGGGAAAAAUGGCAAACAGCAUUUGCUUGCUUGCUAGCUUGGAGCAUUCCUCAAAUAGCAAAGCGAAGGGUAUUGAGACUUAAACGUGUUAACGUGUCCUUUACAGAAUUAAUGCAUUCUGGGCUUUAUUUUGAAUGUAUUAAGGCACCCAGCAGACCACUGUCUGUCUAAUAGCAGGGUCCUUUCAUUUUCAACUUAAGUUCUCCUUACACAUCUUUUUACACGCGCAAAAAAUAAAACUAUGUAACAUGACAUAGAGUUCGACCAUGCUUAACCAAAAUACAUUAACUUAAAGUGGGGUUAAUGCAAAAAUAAAUUGCAGUGUUUCUUGGCGAACUUAAUGUGAGAAAUGUAGGCUAUUUAUACGUGGAACGAAUGUAUACGUAAUAAAUGCAGCCUAUAAUAUAGCAAUAAUGUUUUCAUUUUGUCAUGUUUUUGUAACGAACUGUCUCGAGGAUUGUGACGUUGAUGUAAUGUAACUGCAACUGUAACAAGCUGAGCUUUCCAUCCUUCAGCUUCCUCAACCUUUUCAGAGGCUGGAACCAAUAUCACAGCACUGCUGUGGCAGCACGGACAAGAAAACGAAAGCACAAUAUCACAACACGCGAUUCUUGCGAAUUAAACACAGAAUACGUUUGAGGAGAAUAUGCUUGUAUCGUCUCGAUUGCUGUAAAUAAACUGCUAUAUCACUAGUAAUGACAACGCUAGUUCUUGAUAAUGGAGCCUAUACGGCCAAAAUUGGAUACAGUCAUGAAAAAGUCAGCGUUAUCCCGAAUUGUCAAUUUCGUUCAAAAACCUCGAGACUGAAGACGUUCACUGCCAAUCAGUUAGACGAAAUAAAGGAUCCAUCUGGGCUGUUCUAUAUUCUGCCUUUUCAGAAGGGCUACCUGGUGAAUUGGGAUGUGCAGCGGAAGGUGUGGGAUCAUCUAUUUGGAAAAGAAAUGUUCAAGGUGGAUUUUGCAGACACCAGUAUAGUGAUUACAGAACCCUACUUUAACUUCAGCUCUAUUCAGGAGUCCAUGAAUGAGAUCUUGUUUGAAGAGUACCAGUUUCAAGCCGCUCUCCGAAUAAAUGCUGGCUCCCUGAGUGCACACAGAUACUUCCAGGAAAACAGCUCCGAGCUCUGUUGCAUCGUGGUGGACAGUGGAUUCUCUUUCACUCACAUCGUCCCCUACUGCAGGGGAAAGAAAAUGAAAGAUGGAAUAUGCAGGGUGAAUGUAGGUGGGAAGUUGCUGACCAAUCAUUUCAAGGAGAUGAUUUCAUACAGACAGCUACAUGUUAUGGAUGAGACGCAUGUGCUCAAUCAGGUGAAAGAAGAUGUGUGCUAUGCAUCCCUGGACUUCUACAAGGACAUGGAAAUUGCUCAGUUAAAAGGAGAGGACAACACGGUGAUGAGGGACUAUGUCCUGCCAGACUUCAGUGCUAUCAAAAAGGGUUUCUGCAAACCUCGUGAAGAGAUGAACUUCACAGGAAAGUAUAAGGGUGGGGAGCAGAUUUUACGGCUGACCAACGAGAGGUUCGCUGUUCCAGAGAUGCUUUUCCAUCCCUCGGACAUUGGCAUUCAGGAGAUGGGCAUUCCAGAGGCGCUGGUCAACUCUGUCAACAACCUGCCCGAGGAGAUGCAGCCCCAUUUCUUCAAGAACAUUGUCCUCACAGGGGGGAACACCCUCUUCCCAGGCUUCAGGGAUCGAGUGUACAAAGACGUCCGCUCUCUCACUCCAACCGACUUUGAUGUAUCUGUGGUGCUGCCACACAAUCCCAUCUGCUAUCCCUGGGAGGGAGGAAAACUGCUUUCAGAAAACCCUGACUUUGAUGAGAUGGUGGUCACUCGUGAUGACUAUGAAGAGAAUGGGCAUUUCAUAUGUGAAGAGAAGUUUGAUAUUUAACACCGUGAACUUGCUUGACUGCAGUCAAAUAGACAUUCCAUUCAAAAGGCUGAGAAGAGGAACAAGAUGAUUCUUGCAAGUCUGUGCACAACAACAUGGCAGCGUCAUAGAAACAAAGAUUUACUGAGGCUGGAGUUGAUCCAUGUAAUAACACUCUUGAGUUUUGGUUCUUUGGUUGAUUUAUUUUGCAACUAGCAGACUCCUGUGCAGGAUGGAACCAUUUAUUGUGUUUGUUUGAUGAAGUAACAUGUUCUGAGGUUUUACUCACUGUUAAUGAUUCUUGGUAAAUUAAUUAAUGCUUUUUGACAUAUCGUGUUUUGUAUCCUUUCAGUUGCAUGAGCAGGCACUAUACCAACUAAAGGACUUUUGUUUGUUCAGGAGGCCACAUUGGAUUUUGUUGUGAAAAAAUAAAGGAUAGUGUAUUUUUUUCCAUUUUAA